AUGGAACCUAAUUUCUAUACUGCAUCCAAAGGCUAUGAGACAAACAGAACCUUUUUCGCCUAUUUUUCUGAAAUCAGGUCCUCUGACCAAAUUCUUAUAGUUACCAUCGAGACAAUUGUGCUGGUGUUGGUUUUUCUGAUCUCCUUGCUGACCAAUAUCUUUAUGAUGGCACUUAUCAUAAAGGGCAAGAAACUCAUCAAUUUCCAGUGUUUGGUGCUGAAUCUCUUCCUGGCUGACAUUGUGUUUGUGGCUGUCAUCCCGAUCAUCAUUGUCGUUCGCUGGACUGGAUCGUGGACUCUUGGAGCUUACACGUGUCGCGCCCUUUUGUAUGUCAUGGCCACAAGUGGUGAGGUGACCAUCAUCACUGUAGCUGCCAUUAGCAUCGAGCGAUUCAUCUCCAUCCUCAACCUACGCUUGAAAGCUCCCCUGCAUUGCAAGUUGGUGACAGCAGUUGUGCUGAUAGUUUGGCUGUUUUCUGCCAUCACAUCUCUACCUCUGUGCAUACAUUUUCAAGUGAUGACCAUUCAGGUUAAAAACCAGGAUUAUCAGAUUUGCACCCUGGUGUGGCCCAAUACAGUGCACGAGAUCAGCUGGGAUGUGACCUAUGGCCUGUUGAUCUUCAUCAUUCCAGGUUUAAUCAUUGUCAUCAGCUACACAAAGAUAUUAAAGGUAUCUGCUAUUCAUUUAACUGACCUAAUUUCAUCUUUUCAUGUGUUUAGACAUCUAAGAUUUCUGUCAAGACACUGGUUUGUUUUAAUGACUGUUGGUUCUAGUGCUGAGCGUUUUCAUGAGCACAAGAAGAAAUAUAACGACACCACAUCUUAG
Messenger RNA from Rhincodon typus (whale shark), 825 nucleotides. Its product is annotated as free fatty acid receptor 4. The record is from RefSeq and is a predicted model, not a curated record. Gene Ontology annotation, cellular component: membrane. NCBI's taxonomy places the organism in Eukaryota, Metazoa, Chordata, Chondrichthyes, Orectolobiformes, Rhincodontidae. The transcript is spliced from 2 exons. Gene Ontology annotation, molecular function: G protein-coupled receptor activity. Gene Ontology annotation, biological process: G protein-coupled receptor signaling pathway. The coding region runs from base 1 to 825 and encodes 274 amino acids.